Messenger RNA from Pieris brassicae (large cabbage white), 2420 nucleotides. Its product is annotated as hexokinase-2-like. Gene Ontology annotation, cellular component: mitochondrion; cytosol. Gene Ontology annotation, molecular function: ATP binding; fructokinase activity; glucokinase activity. The coding region runs from base 216 to 1769 and encodes 517 amino acids. The transcript is spliced from 11 exons. Gene Ontology annotation, biological process: glycolytic process; intracellular glucose homeostasis; glucose 6-phosphate metabolic process. NCBI's taxonomy places the organism in Eukaryota, Metazoa, Arthropoda, Insecta, Lepidoptera, Pieridae. The record is from RefSeq and is a predicted model, not a curated record.
UCGCAUUGUUUCGUAAUACUCCAACGGGUGUGGCGACGGGCCUCCAACGCGUCUUAAUGCUAACAUCAACCAAUGUGUAUGUUUGACUUGUUAGUUGUUAGACGUCAGUGCUCUGCCAGCCGCGGUCCCAAAUAGUCGUUUACGCUCUCGUGUAAUAAAAUUAUCAUCGCGACCUUGACGUUAUUUUGAUUCGGCAAAACUGACCAAUAAAAGACAUGUCUACAGUGUUAGAGAAUGGACGCGCGGGAGUCGAUACACACGUCAACGGCCACAUCCCGUACUCAAAUGGGAAUGGUACCAUGAAUGGGACACAUGCAACCAACGGGACCAAUGGUAUCACCAACGUCUCCAAUGGUACCAUUAAUGGGACACAUGGUGUAAAUGGCAGCGGAACACCUUGGGAGAAACAGUUUCUACCACCCUCACUCCAGCUUGAGGACAAAGCUCGCGCUCUUAAGGUGGAGUCAAAAUUAUCGGGUCUAGUGCUCUGUGGUGCAACCUUGCGGCAAGUGGGUGAGGUUUUCGCUCGGGAAAUUGAAAAUGGUCUACGCGAGAAGCCAUCCAGUCUCCAGAUGGAAAACACAUACGUUCCAGAACUACCAGAUGGCACAGAGGAAGGAGUUUUCCUGGCGCUCGAUCUUGGUGGGACGAAUUUCCGGGUGCUAUACUUAGAGUUAAGGGGAGGUCAGCUAGUGAGAGAGGAUGUCAAACAUUAUCACAUCAGUGAUGAACUCCGUGUGGGGCCUGGGGUAGAUCUCUUCAACUUCUUGGCUGACUGUGUGCAGGACUUCCUCCGAUCAGAAGGCAUGGAGAAGGAUGAACUGUCUCUUGGUUUCACCUUCUCAUUCCCCAUGAAACAGCAUUCCAUAUCAUCUGGGGAGCUCAUCACCUGGACUAAAAGCUUUAACUGUGGAGGCAUGGCUGGUGUGGAUGUAGCGGCCUUACUCCAGCGCUGUUUGAAGGAAAGGGGUUUGAAGGUUACAGUGCAAGUUCUUCUGAAUGACACCACUGGGACCUUGGUUGCUGGUGCUCACUUGGAUCCUGAAGUCGCGAUUGGUGUCAUCCUGGGUACUGGUUCCAACGGUUGCUACAUGGAGAGGGCUGAUCGUGUCAUGCAUUGGGAGUCAUCCCAUGAGAGAGUCCACGAUGUCUGUGUCGAUAUUGAGUGGGGUGCGUUUGGUGAUAAUGGAUGUCUGAACUUCAUGAGAACGGAGUUUGAUAAUGAGGUCGAUCGGAAAUCGUUAUUGGCUACGAGUUUUACAUUUGAGAAAUACAUUGGUGGUAAAUACUUGGGGGACCUAUUGUGUGCAGUGCUGGGAGGGCUUGCCAGGGACGGUGUCUUUCCUGCUGCACCCACAUGGGGAGAACUGGCUAGUGCACACGUCAGCAUGUUUGAAGAAGAAAAUGAUGUUGGCGAGUGGAAACGUACGGCUGAAGCUCUUUGCGAAGCCUGUGGAGGCUCCACAAUAUCACGCGCUGACGCCUUAGUCGCCCAACAUGUUGCCCGUGUCAUAUCAAACCGAGCUGCCCAACUUGUGUCUGUCUGUAUCUCAAUAAUAUUGCGUCGUAUGGAACGUAAUCACACGUCCGUGGCAGUUGACGGCUCGGUCUUCAAAAGACAUCCGCGAAUCGCGAAACUCAUGAACAAAUAUAUCUCAUUACUGGCUCCUAAACACAAGUUCACACUAUUAGGCGCUGAAGAUGGAAGUGGCAAGGGGUCGGCGUUGACAGCAGCAAUUGCUGCCCGAGUCGCUGCAAGACAAUUCUAACAUAACAUUCAGGAAUGUCCACGAAAUGACUGACUAUCGUAUAGAAGAGUAGAUUUAGACAUGAGUAUUGCCUUCUUUCUCUAACGAUUAUGCUUUCUAUUAUGUCAGUGGUUGGAGAGGGAUGGCAAUAUAUUUGUUAUAUCGGCGUUUUAGUUUGGUAAAAGAGACAAAAUUUAUUGGAGGAGUUAUUGUCUGCUAUGUAUAUUUUAAUACGAAAUAAUUGUACCAUAUAGCAUGAUUUCAUUUCGUUAUAAUUUAUAUUAUAUAUUGAACUAUACUGUGAUUUUAAACCUCGCAAUUAAACAAUUGUAAAUUGUAGUGUACUUUCAGUUUCAUAAUUCAUUUUUAAUGAACAAUAUUUUACUGUCAAAGAUUUUCAAUUUGUCAAAGUAAGUUUUCUGUUUUGAAUUGUCAGAUUUAAUUGAUAUUAAUGUAACGAUAGGACACUUGAUAGUCCAUUUGCAGUUUCUCGCUUAAAAGUUAUUUAUUAUGAUAAUGAUAUAUAGGUUUGGCCACGUCGAACGAAUUAAUGAGGAGCGGUGAAAGUGAGGUACGUAAGGGCUGUAGCAUGUGGAUAUCCGUUGUCUCUGUCUACCCCUUCGAAACAGGCGUAAUAAUAUACACAAAUAAAAUAAUAUAUACAAACCUGUA